UGCGGUUCUUCUGCUGCUGUUUGUUUCUGCACAAACAUCAAUAAAUGUCCAUAAAACGUUUUUCAGUUCUGGAAGUUCCUGGAAUCUGAAUCCUCGUCCUGCUGGAGCCUCCGUGUCGACUCCUCCCUGCCUGACGCUCCGCCUCCUGCAGGAGGAUCGCAGGCAGACGGAGGCGGACGCAGCAGAGGACGGAGGACGGAUCAGAGGACGGAUCAGAGGACGGAGACAGGAUCUUCAUCUUCAUCAUCUUCAUCAUGGACGCUCUGAGGAAGGGAUUCUCCAUGGCCAAGGACGGCGUGGUCGCCGCCGCUGAGAAGACCAAGGCCGGCGUGGGCGAGGCCGCCACCAAGACCAAGGACGGGGUCGUGUAUGUGGGAAACAAGACGAUGGAGGGAAUGGUGACGAGCGUGAACACAGUUGCUCAGAAAUCCACUGAACAGGCCAACGUUGUUGCCGACACUGCGGUUGCCGGGGCCAACGAGGUUGCCCAGGCGACGGUGGAGAGCGUGGAGAACGCGGCGCUGGCGAGCGGAUUGGUCCAGACGACUGCAGUCCCUAAAGCAGCAGAUCAGCCUGAACCUGCAGCUCAGUAGCAAGCCGCCGUCACAGAGGAGAGAAGAAGAAACUCAAAGCUAACCUGCUAAUCAGCUGUUCCUCCUCUGCAUCGUUAACCUCAUUAACCAAUCAGAGCUCUGACUGCCUUGUUGCCAUGGUUACAUGGUUUCCCUCCUGGUUAUGCUUGGAUGAUUUCGUGCUUUCAGAUGAUUGGCUCAUUGGAGUGGAUGUGUUGAACUCCUGCUGCUCACCUGUACUGUCUACCUGUAAGCCCCGCCCCCUGAUCCGGCUCUAGUGCAUGAAGCUUCACUGAAACAGAAACAGACUGAUGGAGUUUACUCUGAUUCAGGCUCAGCUGGUUGAAUCUUUUAUAAACUACAAGAAAUAAAGAGUUUAAAAUCCA
Messenger RNA from Xiphophorus hellerii (green swordtail), 958 nucleotides. Its product is annotated as gamma-synuclein-like. The transcript is spliced from 5 exons. Gene Ontology annotation, molecular function: cuprous ion binding. NCBI's taxonomy places the organism in Eukaryota, Metazoa, Chordata, Actinopteri, Cyprinodontiformes, Poeciliidae. Gene Ontology annotation, cellular component: cytoplasm; neuronal cell body; axon terminus. The record is from RefSeq and is a predicted model, not a curated record. The coding region runs from base 255 to 593 and encodes 112 amino acids. Gene Ontology annotation, biological process: synaptic vesicle endocytosis; chemical synaptic transmission; synapse organization.